UCAGUUUAAAGGAUUUUUUAACUUUAAGAGUUCCAAAAUAAGACGCUCUAUUUUAUUCAAUAGACCUUUGUUAUCAUACACAAGCCUGAAAAGGUGGAAUUACUCGCUAUUAUAGGAGAAUGUUCUUCCAUAUGGACAUUUCGUGAGAGGGCGUUUACGAAUUAAGAUAUGAAUACCUAAUUUCAAUAGAAGUGCGCUGUGUAUGGCGUGAUAUUUAAAUUGAACUUCGACGAAAUACUUAUAGGCAGUGAAAAGAAUGUUUGUUUUGUAUGUAGUGCAGUUUUAAUAGCUGUAUUUUGGAGUUUAAAAUCAAUACCUGCGGUCAAUAUUGAGAAUCGAAUGAAGUGGGCGGAAUUAAUAGAGUUUGGAUUUAGGAGACCGUAGACAUCUACAAUUGUAUAAAGAUAUAUUGCAACUACAGACAAGAGCACGAAAGUAAAGACAAAUUAUUAUGAGAGUAACUUCACUGUCGGAGGUCAGAAAAAUGUCAAAGGUCAAUAACUCCGGUGUUGAGAGGGGUACAAACAGCCUGAAUGUUGAAGUACCGGUACAAAGAGUUUCUUCGUUUAAGACAGUCAAACGUCCAGUAAUUAAGAAGAGAAAUGAAGAUAAAGGUUUCACACUAUUUUCCGGACCCAGAAAACCAAAACAUAAUGGAUUGACUUUAGAACUUUUGCAAUCAUUGACGCCAUUUAAGAAUGGCGUCGAUUUAGUGACGCAAGAAUCACGUGAUCUGUUACUGAACUGCAUAAAACUACACCCUAGUGUUCACGAAGUAUUUUUUCCGGAGGUAACGAAAGAUCCCCGAAUAACCCAAGAAGGUUUACGAGGAUUUCCGAUUCAUAGAAUGGCGGUUGCAAUUAUAUGCGAGACUAUUUCAAAAGGAGAGGACCCCUUUAAGUUUUACUGUAUGAUCGAGAAAAAUAAUUUGGAAAAUGUGCUGACUGAACUAUACACUAGCGUACAUUGGAAGAAAUUGGGGUUCUCCAUGUACUGCGCUCUGUACCCAUUGGUAGUGAGAGACGAACGGACGAACAUCAGUUUACAAGACUUCAUUGACGAUGAUGGGCCGGAGUGGGCGGAGCGUAUCAUUGAGCGCAUGACGGAGCCUUCUUGGACGAUGGGAUGGGUGCAGAAAAUAGUCCGCGGUCACGUGACGGAGGAGGAAUACAACAUGGCGAUGAACACGCUGUUUGUGAAGUUACACAUGCUGGACCCGCAGUCCGUCAUCCCGACCUUUCAUCUGCUGAAUCACAUUCGAGCUCUUCCGGAAUGCAACCUAGAGCUUGCCACCCGGGAUUACCUCGGAGGCCCACUGGACGCUACGACACUCAGUGCGCAUGCGCAAACAGCCGUAACCAAGGAGGUCAUGCCUAGCAACGGAGCGUCGCGAAUGAGCCUCGACAAAAUCGACGUCUUUUACGGCGUUGACGUCGAGGAGUUUUAUAAUGACGGAGGCGCGGAACGUCGGCGUAUGGAACGGGCGACGGGCCGGACAACAAAAGAACGAGCGACCUCAAGGAUAGAUGCAGCGUCAUGUGAUCUCGCGUUUGAACUUGGCGGUUCAAAUUUAAAUAGUGCGCUAUCGAUGUUUAAGAUAUGCUAUUGCAGCAAUUGUGUGUGUAAUAAAGAACGGAUUAAUUUCAUACAACGAUACCAAGCGAUAUUUACACAUGUGCGUCUGUACACUGUUUAACUAUGGUAAAUCGAAGGAGCCUCGUUCUGGGAAAACGGGGCUUAAUUGAAAUGCGUUAAAUGUCAUCCGAAAGGAAAACACUUUUCACUUUUAUGGUAUUUUUCGUUUAAAGGAAGUUUUUUCUUAGCGGAAAUCCAGUUUAAGCGGACGACACAGGCUUAUUUUGGGCGACAUUUUACGCUCAUGCAGUUAGCCCUGUUUUCCCAGAACGCGGCUCUUAUUAUUCAAGUUAUAGCACAAUACUCAUUUUUGUGCCUGUGUUGUUGUUAUUAAUGAUUGCUAAAUAUGUGAAUGUAUGAAUAUGUUAUUCAUAUGUUGUAUAUGUAAAUAUGUGUAUAAUAUUUUACAUAAAAAUAUACAUGUUAAUAUGUUUGGAUAUGUAUUAUGUAAUACACAAGUUGUUGUGAUGAGUUUAUAUUUUUUUAUUUACGUUUAAAAUUAAAAUAUCACAUAUUUACACAAACUAAACAAAACUGAAUUGAUCAAAAAGCUAGUUCUUGUUUUAUUCCAAAUCGUACGAAUCGGCGUCUAAGUUACUUUUCAGGAACACCAGAAGUCUAUCUUAAGUUGUGUUAACUAUUUCAAAAUGUUAAAGCUGCAGCUAAAUGUGUUUCUCCCUU
Dreissena polymorpha is the source of this 2316-nucleotide messenger RNA. RefSeq lists its product as uncharacterized. Bases 452 to 1696 code for a protein of 414 amino acids. NCBI's taxonomy places the organism in Eukaryota, Metazoa, Mollusca, Bivalvia, Myida, Dreissenidae. The transcript is spliced from 5 exons. The record is from RefSeq and is a predicted model, not a curated record.